Molecule: messenger RNA, 2688 nt
Organism: Plasmodium berghei ANKA
Lineage: Eukaryota; Apicomplexa; Aconoidasida; Haemosporida; Plasmodiidae
Product: conserved Plasmodium protein, unknown function
Exons: 1
Coding region: 1-2688 (895 amino acids)
Source: RefSeq, a predicted model, not a curated record
AUGAAUUUAUUUAACAGUAAUUCUGAAAGUAACAGUAGCAGCGUGCAUAAUGAAAGUAAAAAGGACAACAAAAAAAAUGUAAGCAAAAAUGUAAACAAAACUUAUGGCAAUGAUAAAAGCUUGUUUAGUGAUAAUGAUGAAAAUGCAGAGAAUAAAAUAAAGAAACGGAAAAAUGUUCUUAAAAAAAAAUGUUUGUUUAGUAGCAAUUCAUAUAGCAGUGAUGAUAUAGACAAAAAAAAUAAAAUAAAGAAAAGAAAAAAAAAACUUAAAAAGGGAAACAAUGUUUUGAGUAAUAAAUUGGAUAGUAGUUAUGAUCACGAUGUGGCAGAAUUCGAAAAAAAAGAAAAGAACCUUUUUAAUAAUAACUUAAAUGAUGAGAUUUAUUCUACUGAAAAAAGUGAAAAAAACAGAAAUGAUAUGAUAUUUAAUUAUUCCCUGUUUAGUGAUGACGAUUCAGAAAGCGUAGUUAGUCAGUACAUAAAUAAAAAAAAAAAAAAAAUAGCUAGUCAAAAUAACAAAAAAAAUAAAAGAUGGAAUAGAAACACUGAAUUAAAUAAUAUUUCAAAAAUAAGUAAAAGUAGUAAUAGUUCAAACAACGAAAUAAAUAAAAAAAAAAAAUAUGAACAUAAUCUUUUUGAGAAUGAUACUUUGGAGAGUUAUGUGUCUCAUGAAGGUGAAGAAGAAGAAAAGAGGGUUAGCAAUAAAAAAAAUAAAAUGACGAAAAAGUCAAAAAUUAUGGAAAAAAAUGGGGUAGAAAAUAAAGUGCGGGAUAAUGUAAUGAGACAUUGUGCAAAAAAUAAAACAGAUGAUAAUAAUGAAACUAUAGAUAAGUAUAUAGAAAAUGAUAUAAGUGUGUUAAUAAAAAAAUACGAUAAAGAUAUAAAUAAAAAUAGCGUAUUUGGAAAUGAAAGUUAUGACAGUAAAAAAAGUAGAUCAGAAAGUUUGUAUAGAUUAGUGAAAUUCGAACAAUUAAAAAAAAAAGCUCAAAGAAAAUUAAAAUUUUUGAGUAUUGUUGAUAUGGCAAAAGAUGGAAAUGAAUCUGAAAAUAAUUAUACUGAAAGUGGUGAAACAACAAAUGAUUAUAUUUUAUAUGAAUCAGACCAAAGCAUCAAAACUUUAGAUGAUUCUUUUUUUUCAGAUAAUUAUGAGCAUUCAGAAAAAGACAAAAGUGAGAAAAAUAGUGAACAAAAUGAAAACAUAAAUACACUUGAUAUAUAUAAUUAUUAUUACAUAAACAAUGAAGAAAUAAAUGUGAAUAAAAAAAUAAAUUUUGAAAAAAUACUUCCCCCAUCAACUGAAACAAGAUAUGAUGAGGUAUAUAAUAUGUUAUUUGGGAUAGAAAAUUCUGAAUCAGUUAAAAGUGUAGAAGUUAAGACAAAUAGUCAUAAUAAGGAUAAUAGUACAUCUAUGAAUUGUUAUAGUGAAAAUAGAAAUAGAGAAACUAGAAAAAAUAAUAAUGGAAAGAAAGAAAAAAUAAAAAAAUUAUUAGAAAAAAAUUUUAUUUUAUACAGAAAUUUUCGAAACAUAAAUAACGAAAUAUCAAGACAAAAUAAUAAAAAGGGGCUCAUAUUAAAAGAAAUAAUAUCAUCAUUUAUAAAAUUGAUAAAUGAAAAUAUGUUAAAAAAUGAAAAAAAGGAAAAUAUUGAAUAUGAUAAAUAUAAUGAAAAAAUAAAUAGUGGGUUAGAGUAUGAAGCGGAUUAUAAUAAUGAAACAAGUGACGUCGAAGAAAUGUUUAUUAGUUUUGGAAAAAAUGAAAAUAAUAAAAGAGGAAAUGAGGAAUUAUAUAAUAUUAACAACGUCGAUAAUAUUGAGAAUAUUAAUUUAAGGAAUAAAAACUUUGAGGGAAUAAAAAAUGUGAAAUGCUUUUGUCUAUUUUGUAAAGACAAAAAUGAGGUACUAGAAAAAGAUGAAUUGAAUUUAAUAAUAUUUAAAAUAAUAAAAAAUAAUAAAAAUAAAAAUACAAUGAUUAAAUUAUUUUUUAUGAAUAAUUAUAUAUUUAGAUUGUUUAUAAAUCAUUCUAUACACAAUAAAUAUAUUAUAGUUGUUUAUAAAGACAGAAAACAUGAAAAGGAAUGUAAAUAUUCUACUUAUUAUAAAUUGAGUACAUUAAUAAUAAAAAAAUUUAAUAUUAAGAAAAUUUUACAUGUUAUACCUAAAAAAAUAAUACUUACAAAUAUAGCUAUAUAUAUAUAUGGUAUAAAUUUUUUAAAUAAAAAUGAAAAAUUAAUAGUUGUAUUAAAUUUUUUGAAAUGGAAAAAAAUAAGAAAAAAUUAUCAAGAAAUUUUAAAAUUAAAUAGUAAAGAAAAAUAUACAAAUUUAAUAAUAUACAAAAAAUUUUCAUUUUUUAUUAACUCAAUUGACAAAUAUUGUUUUAUAAAAAAUAUAAAUUUAGACAUUAAUAAUAAUGAUGAAAUAAAUUAUGAUAUGGAAAAUACUUCUAAUUUUGAGAAAGGAAAUAAAAUAAAAGGAAAUGUUUGUAAAAAAAAUUUGGAUGGUAAUAAAAAUAAAAUUAAAAAUGAUACAUACUAUAGUAAUACUUAUAACGAAUUAAAAGUAAAUGAAAUAGAAGAAAAUUUAAAUACACAUUUGGAAAAUUCAGAUUUACAAUUUAUUGUAGUAGACCCUUUGCAUGUUUCAUCACUUACUGAAUCAUAUCUUUAUCCAUCUCAUUUUAUAAUAUUAUUUUAA